CUUUAAAAGAUUCGGGAUAGCACCAGAAUUCCCACAUGAAUUAUUUCACACCUCUACCUCAAGAAAUCGUCCCGGGAGCGGACACCCAGAACAGAAAAGUCUCACGGUUCCUUCCACUGGGAUGAUUUCCAUUCAGCAUCCAUAUGCACAGCGCAGCCUCUGAUUAACUGCUCCGUUUUUAUUUAUAUACCAAUUUAAUAUGGCAUUCACAGACUUGUCCAGUAGUGUUUUACUCGGAUGUGUUAUUAUUUUUAGCACCGUGCUCUAUCCUGUCGACUCUUACCUCUACAACAACCGCUACUUCGGUGAUCAAGUGUUGAGAAUAAUCCCCAGCAGCGACACAGAGGUUCAAGCAGUCAAACAGCUUUUCCAAAACCUGACGGUGGACCUUUGGAAGCCCAACAGUGCAUACAUGAUUCAAGAGAACAGCCCAGUAGACGUUCAUGUGGGACGGAACAAGACACAAUGGCUAAGAAGACGUCUUCGCCAAGCGCACAUCCACUAUGAGGUGCUCAUUUCCAAUCUCCAAACCGAAAUUGAGAAAAAGAUCGGACACCAAACCUCCAGGAAGCGCAGAUCAGAAUUCCAGUAUGACUAUGAAGUGUACCAUCCUUUGGAAGAUAUCCAGAGUUGGAUGUUUGAGAUGAACCGGACACACCCACACCUGGUGGAGCUGUUUUCUAUUGGUCAGUCCUAUGAAGGACGGCCCCUCUAUGUGCUCCAGGCGCUGAACUCCUAUCAACACGACUCCAGCAUGAGACGACUGAUGAAUCAGCUCAAUUUCUACAUUAUGCCUGUCUUCAACGUGGAUGGUUACCAUUACAGCUGGGAGACGGAUCGCUUUUGGCGGAAAACUCGGUCAAAGAUUCCAAAGUAUCAUUGUCGGGGAGUGGAUGCCAACCGAAAUUGGAAAGUCAAAUGGUGCGAUGAGGGUGCAUCCCUGCACCCCUGCGAUGACACGUACUGCGGUCCCUUCCCUGAGUCAGAGCCUGAGGUCAAAGCUGUUGCCAAGUUUCUACGCAAACACAAGAAACGUGUCAAAGCCUACAUCUCUAUUCAUGCCUAUGCUCAGAUGCUCCUCUAUCCAUAUUCCUACAAAUAUGCCACUAUACCAAACUUCAACUGUGUGGAAUCAGCAGCUCAGAAUGCAGUGAGCGCUCUAUACUCAGCUUAUGGAGUGAGAUACAGAUACGGCCCUGCCUCCACCACACUUUAUAUGAGUUCUGGUAGCUCAAUAGACUGGGCCUACAAGAACGGGAUACCAUACGCCUUUGCCUUUGAGUUGCGUGAUACGGGCUACUUCGGCUUCCUGCUGCCAGAAGCCCUGAUUAACCCAACUUGCACAGAAACCAUGAGAGCAGUAAAGACCAUCGCUUCAGGCCUGCUGAAGAAAUGUACCAAAUGAAACCUUCUCUAUCUUCUUUUGUCUUGUCUUGUCUUCCCUCUAUCUAUUUCACACCCAUAAGCCAUAGCAAUGUCUACUAGCUAUGUACAAAUGUGCCUGCGUUUUAUAUAUAUUUUUAUGUUA
Sinocyclocheilus rhinocerous is the source of this 1528-nucleotide messenger RNA. Its product is annotated as carboxypeptidase A6-like. Gene Ontology annotation, biological process: proteolysis. Bases 200 to 1405 code for a protein of 401 amino acids. The record is from RefSeq and is a predicted model, not a curated record. Lineage: Eukaryota; Metazoa; Chordata; Actinopteri; Cypriniformes; Cyprinidae. The transcript has 10 exons. Gene Ontology annotation, molecular function: metallocarboxypeptidase activity; zinc ion binding.